AUGUCUAAUUCUUAUGAAGAAAAUUGGGAUAAACCUUAUAAUGAACCUUGUGAACAUUAUGAUGAACCUUGUGAUGAACUUUAUUAUGAAUCUUGCGAUGAACUUUAUAAUGAAACUCAAGAACCAACAAAUGUAAUCUGCCUAGAUAAACCCAAUAAUAAUGAAUCAUCAAAUGAAACCACCAUAACUAAUAGAUAA
Dentiscutata heterogama is the source of this 198-nucleotide messenger RNA. NCBI's taxonomy places the organism in Eukaryota, Fungi, Glomeromycota, Glomeromycetes, Diversisporales, Gigasporaceae. The record is from the annotation of a GenBank genome assembly.